Messenger RNA from Linderina pennispora, 1840 nucleotides. RefSeq names its product amino acid transporter. The record is from RefSeq and is a predicted model, not a curated record. Bases 56 to 1795 code for a protein of 579 amino acids. The transcript is spliced from 2 exons. Gene Ontology annotation, biological process: transmembrane transport; amino acid transport. Gene Ontology annotation, cellular component: membrane. NCBI's taxonomy places the organism in Eukaryota, Fungi, Kickxellomycota, Kickxellomycetes, Kickxellales, Kickxellaceae. Gene Ontology annotation, molecular function: amino acid transmembrane transporter activity.
UACAAAUACGCGCAUACGACCUGUCUUUUUUGCCCCUCAUACUUUCCUACACAUAAUGGCAGACACUACAUCAGUCGUUCCCGGCUGGAAACGCCUUCUGCAGGCUAUGGGCCGGCGCAAGUCUCUUGAGAUGAUGCUGUCGCAGCUCGAGGGAGACCAGGGCGAGCUGAAGCGGACUCUCAGCGCCUUCGACCUGUGCCUGAUGGGUCUGGGCGUCAUCAUUGGCUCCGGAAUCUUCGUCGUUUCGGGCACUGCUGCCGCGCAGCUGGCCGGUCCUUCUCUUGUGAUCUCAGUGCUCAUCGCUGGUCUCGCCUCGAUGCUGUCAGCGUUCUCGUACGCCGAGCUGUCCACUAUGGUUCCGGUCGUCGGCGCGUCUUCAUAUACCUUCGUUUACACGACUAUGGGCGAGUUCCUGGCGUUUCUGAUCGGAUGGGUGAUGACGCUCGAGUGGCUCGUCGGCUGUGCUGCUGUGGCCGUCGGCUGGUCAAGCUACAUUGUGCGGUUCUUCCAGGACGCCUUCAACGUAAAGUUCACAGAGAAGACAACCAUGGCGCCUGUGUACUGGGACUCUACGAACAACUCAUUCAAGGUCCACAGUGGUGCGAUCAUGAACAUCCCGGCGAUGUUUAUUGUGCUUGCUACCAUGACGAUUCUGUGCGUGGGCGUGACCGAGUCAAAGAUGGUCAACAAUGUUGUAACCGUGGUCAAGGUCGUCGUCAUUCUGUACAUUAACCGCGACAACUACACGCCGUUUAUGCCUCCCACGCAUGACGGCAAUUUCGGUGUGGUUGGAAUCUUCAAGGGCGCCCAGCAGUUCUUCUUUGCCUUCAUUGGAUUCGAUGCCCUGGCUAGUGCCGCACAAGAGGCCAAGAACCCGCAGCGUGACCUGCCUAUCAGUAUCUGUGUUUCGCUUAUUGUGUGCACGCUCCUGUACGGCACCAUGGUCGUGGUCCUGACUGGCCUUACCAAGUACCCGAACCUCAACACUGCCUCGCCUGCGACCACCGCUCUGGAGGUACACGCGAACACCAAGUGGCUGCGUAUCCUGGUGGGCAUUGGCGCCAUUGCCGGUCUGACCACUGUCACCAUGGUUCUGCAGAUGGUGCAGUCCCGUAUCUGGGUGGCUAUUGCCCGCGAUGGCCUGUUCCCCGGCUUCUUUGGCCGCCUGAGCCCGCGCUUCAAGACGCCCAUCAACGGACAGCUGAUCUGUGGCAUCAUUGCUGCUGUCAUUGCCGCGUUCCUUCCUGUUGAUAUUCUGUCUGAUUUGACGUCGCUGGCUGCCCUGCUGUCGUACUUUUUGGUGCAUAUCAGCGUCGUUGUGCUCCGCUUCACCAAGCCCGAAGCCGACCGCACGUUCAGCGUGCCUCUUGCCAUCUUCCGCGUUCCGAUUCUGUCGGUCCUGGGCGCGAUCAUCUGCAUUGCUCUAUUCGUCCUGUCUGGCGGCCAGAACAUCCUGCGCACAUGCAUCUGGAUGGCCAUUGGCAUCGUUAUCUACUUUGCCUUCUCGAUCCGCAACUCGCACCUGCGUUACAAGGAUGGCACGGUCAGCGAGGACGCCUCUCAGCAGUACGAGGAUAUGUUCCCGCCCAAGCCGUACACGGCCGAGUCCAACUCGUCCAAGGAUGGCGUUACUGUCGUGACAAAGGGUUCCCAAGUAGAGUCGCACAUUGAGUCGCACAUGCCGCCGUCGCCUAUGAAUCCUCAUGAUCCGUACCUGGCCAUCUGCCCGGCCAAGCCUGACGACCUGCCUGAGCCCUACACACCGCCAAAGAACGGCCACCACGGCAACUACUAAACCCAGCACUUCAUUUACAUACAUAUGUAUCCUUUACUAGUUAAU